AUUGCCCAAUUUGUCAAAUAUAGCAAUAGACAAACGCCGAUUCCUUGCCUGAAUUGGCAAUUGGCGCUCCUUUGCCCUACAUUUUCUCCAGUCCCUUUUGAAAAGCUGCGAUCAGUGUUCUUUGUAGUUCGGAGCGACCACCAUUGGCCGAGCUUCAGUUGCUCAGAAGGCAGUAAGAUAAUGUUUAGAUCAUUUCUUCUAAAGGCUGUCUAUAAACAGCUUAGUUAUCAUCCAGCUGUCACUAAACAGCUUUGUCGUCAUCCUUUUCAGUUCCAUCCAGAGAGAGGAAUGCACAGCAGAAAUAAGAAGGCGAUGGAGUACAUUGCUAGGGGGUGGAAUGCUCUGCAGGAAGUUGAUAGAGUAAUUGAUUAUUGUGAGCUUAAUGACAAACGUCUCAUUCCUUCACUUAGGACAGCAAAGGAGAAUUUUGAGUUGGCUCUGGAAGCAGACAACUCAAAUACCCAUGCAAGAUAUUGGCUUUCAAAACUGCAUCUCAAGUACCAUGUCCCCGGGGCGUGCAAAGCUGUGUAAGUUUUGUCUCUUUGGU
Molecule: messenger RNA, 547 nt
Organism: Nicotiana tabacum (common tobacco)
Lineage: Eukaryota; Viridiplantae; Streptophyta; Magnoliopsida; Solanales; Solanaceae
Source: RefSeq, a predicted model, not a curated record